AUGGGGAUCGCGCUCGAGUACUCCCCUCCGGACGUGCAGGAGUACAACGGCGUCGUCGAGAGCGCCAUCCAGAGGUGCCUGAAGGUGGCCAAGGCUUCUCCCCGGGCUGCCCAAGAGCUGCUUGGCCCUGCCGGAUUUUCACGCAUCCGCGGGCUGAGCGUACGGGGCGAUGAGCUCUGGGCGGAGUCCGCAAAAGACGCCGCGCAGAAGCUGAACCAGUCUGUAUCUCCAUCCAACCCAGCGGGUGCGUCGCCGCAGGAGCUCUACACCGGCAAGAAAGGCCCUUUUCGCUUGAUUCCGUUUUUCCAGUACGGUUUCAUGUGGGAACGGCCGGCGACCAAGAUGGACGACAGGACCGUGCCGUGUUUUUUCCUCAAUGCCGGAGACAACCACGCCGACAUCACGGUCAAGGUGCUGAACGAGAGGACCGCCCACGUCUGNGCGGAGUCCGCAAAAGACGCCGCGCAGAAGCUGAACCAGUCUGUAUCUCCAUCCAACCCAGCGGGUGCGUCGCCGCAGGAGCUCUACACCGGCAAGAAAGGCCCUUUUCGCUUGAUUCCGUUUUUCCAGAUCGUCGUCGUCGCCGCCGCCUCCGGGGCCGGCGUCGUGGCCCGCCCCUUCGCCUGGUGCCGACACUUCGCCGCUCCCGAUGCCGCCAGCGUCGUCGUCAUCCGCCGCUCCACCGCCGCCCGCCGCCGCCGCUGCUGCUGCAGGAUCGUCGUCGUCGACGCCGCCUCCGGGCCCAGCGUCGUGGCCCGCGCCUUCGCCUGGUGCCGCCGCUUCGCCGCUCCCGAGGCCGCCCGCGUCGUCGUCAUCCGCCGCUCCACCGCCGCCCGCCGCCGCUGCUGCCGCCGCCAGAUCGUUGCCGUCGCCGCCACUAUCACCGCCGUCGCAGCUGCCGGAAUGGUCGUCUUCAUCCAUCGAGGCGGAGCCAUCACCGCCGGGACGCGCACCGCCACCGUGCCAAAGCAAGAAAACCAUACCGCCACCGACCGCACCGGGGGAGUGGUUGGUCGGUCGAUCCCUCUAAGCGGGGCGUUCCGCUUGGGCUCGUGGCGUCUUGCGACGCGCGACGACCUCGAGUCGGCAAUCCGCAAGAUGGAGCCACCUCUCCUGCGCCCGGACAUGCCCCGCUGCCAUGCCAAGGACCUCCGAGUACCCCAGACAUUCAGGGAGGCGAAGGAAAGCGAUCCCAGCGAGCAGUUCAUGGACGCGGCCAAGCGGGAGGUGUUUGGGGUGCUUGAGGCAGAGGCUUUCAAGGUUGUCGGACCGGAGGCGAAGGAAAGCGAUCCCAGCGAGCAGUUCAUGGACGCGGCCAAGCGGGAGGUGUUUAGGCUGCUUGAGGCCGAGGCUUUCAAGCUUUUCGGACCGUAGCAGCGAAUUGACAAUUGCAUCAAGUCGAAGUUUGUUUUUGAUUGGAAGGUAGAUGCAUUCGGCUUUCCUACGAAGACCAAGGCUAGACUUGUUGCAAGAGGAGAUAUGCAGAAGGAGUACAUUGACUGAAGUGAUUUGUGUGCCCCUACUGUGGCUUCGUCGAGUGUUCGUUUGUUGGCAGCUUUGGCGUGUGAGCUUGACUUGGGGUUGUGUCAUUUCGAUAUCGAUCAGGCAUUUGUGAGGGCCCCUCCCAAGGCAGACAAUUUCAUGCGAUUGCCGGAAGGAUGUGGUGCGUUGUCGGGGAAUACUGUGAAGCUGAACAAGAGACUUUAUGGCUUGAGGCAGGCAUCUAGGGAGUGGUACGCGUUGCUGAAGACUUGUCUUUUGGCUUUGGGGUUCGACCAGUGCAUGGCUGAUUCGUGUGUUUUUCGUCUAGUCGAAGGGGGGGGGGGGGGGGGGGGGGGGGGGCGCAAUCGCCUCCAUCCCGAGCACGCCGCUUCGAGAAACGGAAACAAUCCACCGAAAAACCGCUCAUAUACCUCCUCUUCCUCGCACAACACCGGAGAGGGACCCUUACCAGGGCGGCCUCAAAAAAAUAAAUUGUGGGCCUACAGCAGCAGAAAGCACGACGGGAUACUGUACCAAGGGCUGCUUCGCUUGAAGGUAUCGCUCCUCUGCUCCUUCGACUAUUCAUUCGUCAAGGAACCAAAAACUACCAACUACCUCCUCCUUCCCUCGCGCACCUACCUACUACUACACCACCAACAACAACUACUCCGUCUCUCGUCGUCGCUCGCGCACCUGUCGACGCUGGGGUGCAGCACCCAGAACGUGAUGUCGUUCGUGCUGGUGGCCUGGAACAUGGUGCCAAUGUGUCCCGGGGAGCACAGCAGGUUGACGAUUUCGCAACAGGCAUACACCGAAGAGGUGGGGGAAAGAUUUGGUGUCGAGUGGGAGGAGAGCAUUCCCUUGCCUACUACCUGGAGACUUUUGGACUUUGACGUGAACGAGCCGAACGUAGAACACCCGUUUCGUGCGCUGAUUGGUUCGCUGCUCUGGAUUGCCUUGUUGACUAGGCCAGAUAUCGCGAAUGCGGUGAGGGCAGUGGCGAGGUACUGUAGUUGUUGUUGUUGUUGUCUUCACAUUAAAAACCAUCCCGGUCUCUCUAUCCAGUACCUCCUUCUGUCUCAAUCUCUCCGUACUCAUCCAGCACUUGACUCGGUCAAUUUCCGUGGUCACAGGCUAACGUACCUAGAAAAGGUAUACCAAAAUAAAAUGGACCCCAAGGUUUAGGAGAGCGAUGUAAUACAAGAGAACAAUAGAAUCAGAAACAAAUAAAUAACUAAAUAGUGGAACGUGCGCACCACCAGCCUGGGGUGUAGCCUUCCGGAAGGACCCCAAGGGUCAGCAGUACGUGCCAGUAAAAAAACAAAACAAAAUGAAACGAAAUAAACCAAAGACAGACGAGGACAUGCACAAACUCGCACAGAGACAGGAUAUCCG
Molecule: messenger RNA, 2877 nt
Organism: Ectocarpus sp. CCAP 1310/34
Lineage: Eukaryota; Phaeophyceae; Ectocarpales; Ectocarpaceae
Source: the annotation of a GenBank genome assembly